This is a messenger RNA of Theobroma cacao (cacao), 1964 nucleotides long. RefSeq names its product Cation efflux family protein (gene MTP11). Gene Ontology annotation, biological process: transmembrane transport; monoatomic cation transport. Lineage: Eukaryota; Viridiplantae; Streptophyta; Magnoliopsida; Malvales; Malvaceae. Gene Ontology annotation, cellular component: membrane. Gene Ontology annotation, molecular function: manganese:proton antiporter activity. The record is from RefSeq and is a predicted model, not a curated record.
GACGGGUUUCAUCAGAAGAUGACGAAGAAUCGCGCGGCUCAGAUCAUUCGUCCCCUAGAUUCACGCAUGAUAUCAGAUGAUACUUACCUCUGAUCCCAUCUAGACCGCCCACGUGUCGUUCAAAAUUCCAUCACCAUAAAGCCCAACCCUUUAUAUACCUUCCCUUCGCUCUCCCACCCAACUUUCUUGGCCUCACAAAGCUCAGCUUGCUAACCGACGUCCAAUGAUUUUCACAUCCCCAAAAUACCCUCGUAUCUCCUUCAAAUUUCCAACCUCUACUUUCCACUAAAUUGGAAAAGAUAAAAAUAAAAACCAAGUACACUAACGAAUCUCAAAGCUUUGGAGGGUGACUGGGAAAAUGGGAGAGCCGGAGGCGCGUGAGAGCGACGAAGAGCUGUGCCUGUUGUCACAUCAGAGCAAUGGUGACCGGUCAUGGCGGCUGAACUUCGAUGGUUUCCAGUUAUCUCCUGAACACAAAGACAAAAAGCCUCCUCGGAGCCUCCAUGAUUGCCUUGGGGUUUCGGGUCCAGAAGAUAACGUGGCUGAAUACUAUCAGCAGCAGGUAGAAAUGCUUGAGGGUUUCAAUGAAAUGGAUGCCUUGGCUGAGCGUGGCUUUAUUCCUGGAAUGUCAAAGGAAGAGCGGGAAAAGUUGGCUAGGAGUGAGACAUUAGCCAUUAGAAUUUCCAAUAUUGCAAACAUGGUUCUUUUUGCUGCGAAAGUUUAUGCUUCAGUCCGAAGUGGCUCAUUAGCUAUAAUUGCAUCCACAUUAGACUCUCUCCUUGAUCUUCUUUCUGGCUUCAUCCUCUGGUUUACUGCAUUUUCCAUGUCAACACCAAACCCAUAUCAGUACCCAAUUGGAAAGAAAAGAAUGCAGCCACUGGGUAUCCUUGUUUUUGCCUCUGUCAUGGCAACUCUUGGACUGCAGAUAAUCCUGGAGUCAGUGCAAACAAUGAUAUCGGAUGAGGAUGAAUUCAACCUGACGAAAGAGCAAGAGAGAUGGGUUGUUGUCAUUAUGCUUGGAGUGACCGUGGUAAAGCUUCUCCUGGUGUUUUAUUGCCGUACAUUUACGAAUGAAAUUGUCAAAGCUUAUGCCCAGGAUCACUUCUUUGAUGUUAUAACAAACAUCAUUGGCCUUGUUGCUGCGCUUCUUGCUAAUUACAUUGAUGAUUGGAUAGACCCUGUUGGAGCUAUCAUUCUGGCUUUGUACACUAUACGCACAUGGUCAAUGACAGUGUUGGAGAAUGUGAACUCAUUAGUCGGAAGAUCAGCUGCCCCUGAGUAUCUUCAGAAACUGACCUAUCUCUGUUGGAACCACCACAAGGCCAUAAGACAUAUCGACACAGUCCGAGCUUACACCUUCGGGUCCCACUACUUUGUGGAGGUUGACAUUGUUCUCCCAGCAAACAUGCCCUUGCAGGAAGCUCAUGAUAUUGGAGAAUCCUUGCAAGAAAAGCUCGAGCUACUGCCUGAGAUUGAGCGUGCCUUUGUUCAUCUCGAUUAUGAAUACACUCACAAACCUGAACACGCACAGGCACAUGCUUUGUAGGCAGAAGCUAGAGAGUCUGAUUGUCUGUAAUGCUAUAUUUUUGUUGGUUAUUUUUGUUUCUACCAACAAAUUCUACAACUUGUGCAUGCUUGGGAAAAUUGAGCUAUAUAAAAUUAAUGUAAACUGAUGGUAAAUAUUGGUAAAACCCAGAUGUUUACGAAUUGUAAGCUCCUCCAUUAAUGCUCAGGUAGGUUUCUUUAACUCUUUGGUGAGAUCAGUUUUGUAGGCAAGGUAAAGUUGAGGAUUGAUUUAGCCAUGGAGUUGGAUGUAUGGCUUUGGGUCUUCAAAUAUUCACGUGGAGAAAUGUGGAAAUCAUAUCCUUAAGAGUCAUUGAAAAGUACCUAACUCGGUGCAAGUGUCACGAAUUCGCGUUUGUAACUCAAAAGACAUUGCAAUUAAGAUCAAAAUCUAUGCUGUU